Molecule: messenger RNA, 1776 nt
Organism: Zygotorulaspora mrakii
Lineage: Eukaryota; Fungi; Ascomycota; Saccharomycetes; Saccharomycetales; Saccharomycetaceae
Gene: SMN1
Product: Smn1p
Exons: 1
Coding region: 1-1776 (591 amino acids)
Biological process (GO): nucleotide catabolic process
Cellular component (GO): cytosol
Molecular function (GO): hydrolase activity
Source: RefSeq, a predicted model, not a curated record
AUGAAUCAUUACAUUUUUGUGAUGGCAAGGCUCCUGAGGAAUGUUUUUUUAAUGAAUGCAGCCAUGUGCUGUUGCUCUGCGAUCAUGCAACAACCUUUUGAAGUGGAACCUGAGCGACUGCAUAAACGCAGUCUUUCAAUAGGUCAAUUGAACUUCUUGCACACAACAGAUGUCCAUGGAUGGCUGGGAUCCCAUUUACUACAGCCUGAUUAUGAUGCAGAUUGGGGAGAUUUCGUGACAUUUUUCUCGAGUUUUAGGGAAUCCCGUCUAGACGAUACACAGGAUCUCAUUUUGAUUGACUCCGGUGACAAACACGAUGGAAAUGGGUUAUCUGAUGCUACACAACCUAAUGGCAUUGAUACAACGAAGAUUUUCAAUGAGCAGGACUACGACUUAUUGACAUUGGGCAAUCACGAAUUGUAUGUGCCAGAGAGCACCAUUAUGGAAUACUAUGCAACUGCCUUGUCAACCAAAUUCAAGGACAAGUAUGUCUCUAGUAACGUUGAGUUUAUAAAGGAAGAUGGCGAGCUGGUCCCUUUUGGUAACAAAUAUAUUUACUUUGAAACACCAAAUGCAAAGCUAAGAAUUCUGACACUUGCAUUUAUCUUUGACUUUAGAAGAUUUAAUGAUAGGGCCAAAGUCUUACCGUUUGAAGAAGAAUUGAAGAGGACUUGGUUCAGAGAGAUGCUUGAGUUAUAUCCCGAGAGCACAGUAGACGUGCUUCUUGUGAUUGGACAUAUGCCGGUGACAGAUGCCGAAAAUAAUGAAAUGGCUCGUCUUCACGCCAUCCUAAGAAAGUUAUAUCCGAAUAUUAUAAUUCAAUUUUUUGGAGGGCACUCACAUGUUAGAGACUUUGUUAUGUUUGAUGGGAAAUCCAGCGGUCUUCAAAGCGGAAGGUUCGCCGAAACUUUAGGUUUUUUAUCUAUUGAUAAUGUAACAAUCGAAUCACCAAAGUUUGCUAGAAGGUAUAUUGAUUUUAAUAAAGAGUCGUUUAAGUAUCACAGUGAAGGACACGGGAAAAACGCUAUAGAUUUUAGCAAGGGUAAACAAAUCUCUAAGGAUCUUAAAUAUUUAAGGGAAGAGCUUCAACUUGAUAAUGAGAUGGGGUAUGUUCCCAAGACUUACUACAUGUCAGCAAGACCUUUAAAAUCUGAUGAGAAUAUCUAUCAUUUGAUAACAAAAGAGGUGCUUCCCAGAUUGAGUUCAGACAUGACCAACAGCUCCAUUGGAAGAUACAUUAUGAUCAACACAGGUGCGGUGAGGUACGACUUACACAAGGGCCCGUUUACUACAGAUACCGAGUAUAUUGUCUUACCGUUUCCCAACGAAUGGCUUUACAUGGAGUUACCCUUAAAAGUAGCAUCUAAGAUCGAACAGUAUUUAAAUAAAGGCCCAAUGAUAGCAUCUCUAGCACCUCCGCAAGGUAUUGGUUUAUAUUCUGUUGACACCUCCAAAAGUUGCCCUUUUAUUCGUCAGCCGUAUUUUACUGAAGGCUAUACAACUUCAGAUGAUUGUGGUUGCAAAGGUGAUGAUACCAUACAUAAUUCUCAGGCUGAAUACCAAAUGCUAAAUGUUGUUCAAAGCGAGCAGUUGGUAUCAUUGGAUGAAAACGAGAUGGUGCACUUUAUUUUCUACAGCUUUUUACAACCUCACAUAUUGGAGGCAGUAAAUGCAAUUGAUUUUAGCCGCUCUUAUGAUGCUUCCGAUUGUACAAUGUAUGGUGGAAAUUCUACAAAGCACUUAUUGAGAGAUUAUGUCAAAGACAUUACCAAAUGA